AUCAGUUUGCCAGAGGCAUUUUUAACAGCAGACAUAAUCCUUAGUACGCUACAGAAUAUUGCAGAGGGGAUAGUGGUAUAUCCAAAGGUCAUUGAGAGAAGAGUCAACCAGGAGUUACCUUUCAUGGCUACAGAGAACAUCAUCAUGGCGAUGGUUAAAGCCGGAAGAAACAGACAGGAAUGUCAUGAACAGAUCCGUGUUUUGUCUCAGGAGGCGGGGCGUGUUGUAAAACAAGAAGGUGGUGAUAAUGACCUCACGGAACGGAUCAGGAAAUCCGACUAUUUUAAGCCAAUCCAUGGAGAACUGGAUUCUCUUCUGGAUCCAAAAACCUUCACAGGACGAGCUCCAGCUCAGGUAACAAAGUUCAUAGAAAUGGAGGUAGAACCAAACCUGAAGAAAUACGCAGAGAAACUUAAGGCAGGAGGAAAAGUGGAACUCAAUGUCUGAUUUGUUAUUGUUAGAUAAAAUGGACACUGAAGAGUUCUGUCAAGGGAAACUACUCCUGCUCAAAAAAAAAAAAAGAACUAAGAUGGGGGCAAGUAGUGUGUGUCAAAUCUGCAUCAAAUGAGGAUGUGAAAAGUGGGAUUUUUGUUGAUGCUUAUACGAUGAUGAUUGGCAAAAAUAUGGUGCCAUUUUUUUGUACUCUGUGCAUUUCUGUGCUUCUUAAUUUGGAAAUCAAUCAAAAUAAAAAAAAAAUUGUAAAAUUCUGCCUAGAGAAUAUUGAUAUUCUGAAAAUAAAAAAUUUAAAAAAAUUA
Molecule: messenger RNA, 755 nt
Organism: Saccostrea cuccullata (small rock oyster)
Lineage: Eukaryota; Metazoa; Mollusca; Bivalvia; Ostreida; Ostreidae
Product: adenylosuccinate lyase-like
Exons: 4
Coding region: 124-447 (107 amino acids)
Biological process (GO): 'de novo' AMP biosynthetic process
Cellular component (GO): cytosol
Molecular function (GO): N6-(1,2-dicarboxyethyl)AMP AMP-lyase (fumarate-forming) activity; (S)-2-(5-amino-1-(5-phospho-D-ribosyl)imidazole-4-carboxamido) succinate lyase (fumarate-forming) activity
Source: RefSeq, a predicted model, not a curated record